CAUGCGCACAGCGGCGGCGGGAGCGCGGGCGGGAAGGCGGCAGGAAAAUGGCGGCUGAGGCGCCGCUGAGGGGGUUCCGCCUGAGGCGGGCGGGCAGCGCGCAGAAAUUCGGGGUGGCGGCCGGCAGCCUGCGAGGGCUGCUGAGGAAAGGCUGCCGCCUGCUGCAGGUUCCGUUGGCAGGCAGCCGGCUGUGCCUGUACGAGGACGGCACGGAGCUGAGCGAGGGCUUCUUCCGCACGCUGCCGCCGCAGACGGAGCUGGUGCUGCUGGGCGCCGGGGAGAGCUGGCAGGGCUGUGUCAGCGACGUGGAGCGGCUCCUGGCUGCCUUCCACAGCCAGCAGGAUGCUGUCGUCAAGGCCGCCCAGAAGCUGCUCUCUGACGAGCAAGCGCCCAGGAGGCAGAAGCUGCUGGCAGACCUCAUCCACAACCUCCAGGAGAACAUCGCGGCAGAGGACAGGCAGGAGGACAGCAAAUGGUUCGAAGGCCUAGAGUCUCGUUUUAAGAACAAAUCAAGCUACAUGCGGUACAGUUGUGAAAGCAGAAUACGAAGCUACAUGAAAGAGGUUAAUAAUUUUAUUUCAAAUGUUCAUCCUACAGCAAGGGAUGCAUAUAAAAGGAUAAUAGACCUGAUGUCGGAUAAACUGAAAUCUGCAAAAUAUAAUGGCUGCUACUUUGACAGGAGAGAGGAGGAAGCAGUCCGCCUGUGCACUACGGAGGGAUGGUUCUCCUGUCAGGGACCUUUUGACAGAGAUGACUGCCCGUGUAAGCAUUCCAUCAAUCCCUACAGCAACAAGGAAAGCAGAAUCCUCUUCAGUACCUGGAAUCUUGAUCACAUAAUAGAGAAGAAACGUACUGUUGUCCCAGAACUGGCAGAAGCUGUCAAAACACGAGAUGGAAGAGAAGUGAACUGGGAAUACUUCUAUCAGCUACUGUUUACCAUAGAUAAUCUAAAACUUGUACAUAUUGCUUGCCAUAAGAAAACAGGUCAUAAUCUCAGCUGUGACAAGACUAAAAUUUACAGAAAAAGGAAGCAAACCCACGAGAUUUCAUAGUGCUAUCUCUGAAAGUGACUUGUUUUUUACAAAAUCAUGUGAGAUGGUGGCAUUUUUAAAUAGCUCAUUUCUUAAAAACUUACUUAGCAAGUCUCUCCUGGCAAGGACUUCUUCCUUUAUCACCACCAGUGCCUUAAUUCAAUUGCAAUCUCAGAAAGCAUACGUUCAGAUCAUGCCUGAUUCUCCCACCUUCUCACUUACUACCAGCCUUCCUCAAACAACAGUGUGGUAGUGUGACUCAUAACUGUGUUGUGUAAAAGUGAGGCUAGGGGCUGACACUGAUUAUACCUUAUGAUCUCUUUCUCAGUAUGAUAAGUGUAGGCCUAAAACUUACAGUAAACAGAAACUUACACAAAAUACUUCUUAAAAACUGAGUAGACUAUUUUUAUGAACAUUAUGCCAAACAAAGAGUACUUGAAGGUGAUUAUUUUCCGUUGUGCCUUUUCCAGGUAGACAACCUGUGUCAUUUCAGAGGUGCUAAGUGAUUCAUUGGCAGAGCUGCUGCCUCUUCUGUUGCAAAAUAGCUGCACUCAUCCAUGACCCUUCCAUUUACUGUUGCAUAGCUGCAGAUCCUCUAGACGGAAUCGCAAGGCUCUGGUACAUCUUUGCAUCUGCCACCUUUCUUCUUUAUUAUCUCUCUCCCUGAUUUUCUUCUCACUAGUCUUUACCUCUUUAGCUUGAGCUUGCUUGAAGUAGCGCAUGCAGUUUUAUUACGUAACAAUCAUGUUUGCUGCCUUCAAAAAUGUUGCUUCCAUAAAACACUCCCUACCUCUCAGGUAACAAAAUCCAAAUAGAUCAUUUUCUAUUUUUAAAUACCAGCUGAUAACAACUGAACAUUCAGGGCCCGUCAAUGGAAACAACAUGAGUAUUUUUUAAAUAAAAAAAAAUCACUGCCAUCUUUGUGUGUGUGUGUGUGUGUGCAGGUAGAGGUGCAUGAGUAGUUAAUAACUACAUGACCAAUGCAGCCUAGAAAGAUUUUGCAUGGGGGAAGGUGCUUAUGAAUAAAGCAGUAGAUACUUUGUGCUGUGUAAAUGACAUACUUCACUUACCUCUGUGGAAGAGCUCUUUUAAUUUCUCUUCUUAUCAGUGGUUCUGUUACUUCUUCAGGUAAAUUCAGCUAGUCUAGACAGAAUUGUAUUAAGACAGUAGUGCUGUGUGAGCCAGAGCUUACAUUUCUAGGUCUUGGAAAUGCAGUUUUGCUACAGACAGCAUUAAUCUACUUCAAGUACAAAAUGUGAUCCCCUUCCCAAACAUUUCAACAUGAAAUCUAAGUAGGUGCAUUUUCAAUACAGGAUUUCCAGUACCAAUGUAUUGAAUUGAUCCCGAUCACCUUACUGAAUAUACACAAACUAACAGGUGAAAACACACUGUACUGUUUUGACUUCGGUGAAGUAACCGCAGCAAGGAUUCUGAAACAACGUCAUGUAAAACACCAUUUUGCACUGUGUGAAACUAAAAUGAGUGUCUGCGUGUAAAGACAUUGGCUAGAAAAAAGGCAACAGAUAUGGCAUUUAAGGAAAGCUGGGAAAACUUCAAGAUGGAGUAGUGCUGAAAACCGUGAAUAAACUAUUAAAAUAUUAAGAUUUUUCUGUGUUACAGAAUUAGAGUAAAAAUGAGCCAAGAACUAUCGUUGACAGAAACAAUGCAUCAACUGGAGUGGGAAUGUGAAUAAAUUAGCAUGUCAUGCAUAUACAA
Anas platyrhynchos (mallard) is the source of this 2747-nucleotide messenger RNA. It is a transcript of the gene DFFB, whose product is annotated as DNA fragmentation factor subunit beta. The record is from RefSeq and is a predicted model, not a curated record. Gene Ontology annotation, molecular function: DNA endonuclease activity. NCBI's taxonomy places the organism in Eukaryota, Metazoa, Chordata, Aves, Anseriformes, Anatidae. Gene Ontology annotation, cellular component: cytoplasm; nucleus. Gene Ontology annotation, biological process: apoptotic process; apoptotic DNA fragmentation.